CAACUGAACCUGGAAAAUUGAAAUCAACCGUAGCUACAUAUCAGAACGAAGUCCAGAGUUAUGACUUGCGAAACUACAGACAGUUACGCCUUCAAAAAUGCACUCGGAGAAUGCCGAGUGAUUGAAGAAAAGACGUCCUACUUAGAAAUCUUUUCUUAUUCGGAUUCUAGGCUCAACUCAAUUGACCAAAACCCUCUCCCUAUGAGCGAAUUUAACAAUUUCCUGCACAGACAGAAUGCCUUCGCGCCGGCCAUUCUGCCAGACGACGUAUACCUCGUCACCGGGCUGCGAUUAAUACUCCAAGAGAAUGCCCAACACAAGGACACGUUUGCACCUCGGUGCAUCAGCAUGCCACGUGAAAAUUAUUCUGCAAUGGUUCAGGCUCUACACCUCCCUGAGAUGGCCAUUGAAACAUCGAGUGUUGUCGGCCCAUUCUUCUGGAGUACUGUGGAUCGUGAUGAUAAUAGCAGCACCCGAUUGCAUAUCAUAUUUCGUAAGAGUGAUGUUCGGCAACGGGGCAAGACAAGGGGUUGGGAACUCACGUUGAGCCAUGAGCUCAGCACAGGCAUCACGACCGGCUUUUACAAGGGUACUCCUACAUCCAGCAUCUCAGAAUCCAUCAAGCAGCUCAAGGCUUGCACCACGGAAAUAGGGCAUGCAAUGCUUCUCCCAUUCAUUAUUUUCAGUCACGAAUCUUUGUUGACCUCCGAAAUUAGGCAGCGCGACGCGCGAAACUGGGCGAGAAAACUUGAGAACGCUAUCUCCAUGCACGAUGAAAUACUUAGAGACGAAGGAUACUUGGAUAGCGAGGGUGGCAUAGACCUUGCCAGUGUCCACAGUGACCUGGUGGAGUGUCAGGCGCAGGUGCUGUGGCAGCCUCCAGCCUCUUACAUUGCCAUCAUUGACUAUUUAGAGGAAGCAGGGCAGCGUUUCAUUCACACACUCCCUGAGUCGAGGAAAACCCCUGCGGUGGAAAAGUUCCAAAUGCGAAUGAUUGCGAGGCUAGAGCUCUACAAGAAGAGGUGGGCGGGGAAACAAAGGUACGCCCAUACGACUAUACAGAGGCUCGAGAUACAACGCAGCGCCUUGUCCAACAUUAUGUCUCAAAGGGAGAGCAGCUUAAACCUUCAGAUUGCUUCCGACUCCAAAAAGUUCGCCCACACGAGCGGACGCGAAUCCAAAUCCAUGAAGGGGAUAUCACUCCUUGGUACCAUUUUCCUUCCUGGGACAUUUCUAGCAUCCAUCUUUUCAACAACGUUUUUCGACUUUGGGAAUGCCACAGAAAUGACUGCUGUGGUUUCUCCUAAAUUUUGGUUAUACUGGGUUAUCAACAUUCCGUUUACUUUAGUUGUUGUCGGCCUGUUCCUUCUGUGGCAAAGAAGACGACUACGGGCAUAUAUGCGAGAGGACAAACAAUUAGAGCAAGAUAUUGAGUCAAUGGAGCAGAACAUCAUAGAUUCCUUAAGAAAGCGGACGAUGUCUAAAACUCACACCUGGGUUGAAAGUAAUGAAAGAAAGGCUGGGCUUGCAGCUGAUGAGGAAAAUGGCCAUGGAGGUUUCAAAGAGCCUGCAGUUACUGCUGUUAUAUCCUCAAAUACAUUAGCAGUCCCUAGUGUAAAUAUUAGUUAA
Messenger RNA from Trichoderma harzianum CBS 226.95, 1629 nucleotides. RefSeq lists its product as hypothetical. The transcript is spliced from 7 exons. NCBI's taxonomy places the organism in Eukaryota, Fungi, Ascomycota, Sordariomycetes, Hypocreales, Hypocreaceae. The record is from RefSeq and is a predicted model, not a curated record. The coding region runs from base 61 to 1629 and encodes 522 amino acids.